UGUAUGACAGCUGUUUAUUUAACCCGAUUAGGGAAAACACAAUUCCAUCAAAAUAUGAGCCAACGCUACGAUGGUGACUAGUGAAUUGGGUGUCCUCAGCAUGUCUACAAGACGGAGGUUCAGACCUUCAGAAUCGUUUACAGGCCUGAGUGAGCCUCCGAAGGAUCAGGGCAUCCAUGUUUACCUUUUCUGGACAAAAGAUGGGGAAAGAUAUUUGUCUCACACUGCAGGAGAGGUCACAGCAGAGGAGCUGUGCAUCUCUGCCGCAGAGGCUGUAGGGAUAACACCUCUGUGCCAUGUACUGUUUGCACUGUACAAUCCACAAACAUGCCUUUGGUACAGCCCAAAUCACAUAUUCAAGCCAGAGGAAAACACCAGCCCUGUACUUCACUACUGUAUGAGGUAUUAUUUUCGGAAUUGGCAUGGACUGAAUGAAAAGGAGCCAGCUGUUUCCCGCUAUCUUCCCAAAUCUGGUUCAGAUCAGGGCGGAUCCCCUUUGCUUGAUAUGACAUCACUGGAAUAUUUAUUUUCUCAGGCGAAGUAUGAAUUUGUGAACGAAGUGGUACAAAUGGAAGACGUCCAGACAGAGGAGGAGCUAAGUCGCUUCAAAAAUGAGAGUUUGGGAAUGGCUGUGCUUCACCUCUCACACCAGGCAAUUCAAACACAGUCUACUUUGCAAGAUGUAGCUGCAAAAAUCAGCUUCCUACAGUGUAUCCCAAGAUCUUUCGCCAAACACAUUUCCAGAGACAACUUCCUGACUAAAAUCAGGAUCCAGCGAGUGUUUAAAGACUUUGUGCGGACCUUUCAGCAGCACACAGUGGAUCGGGGCAAGCUGGGCGCUCAGGAGAUCAUGUAUAAGUACAUCUCUACUCUUGAGCACUUGGCACCACGUUUUGGCACAGAGACUUUCCCCGUAACCCACCUGGAUCUGAGGGAUGAUGACGGCAGAAGCAGCUCUUGCUCCAGCACCACCCACGCCCAGGGUGGCUCGAAAGAUGACCUCUGCGGUUCCGUCACGCAUGAAAUAUUGGUUUCCAGCACUGAGGGGAUCCAGUGGAGGAAGGUGUCUGUUCAGAAGGCAAAGGCAAACAAUUACCUCAGGAAUGGCUACAUAAGCUACAUAAGGAAACCAAAACAGCACUCCAGCCAACCAGAUGCAGACACACCCAACAAAUGGACCUUCUUCUGCGAGUUCCCUGAAAUAACUCACAUUGCCAUUACUGAGUCUAAUGUGUGCAUUAGCACUCAAGACAAUCUCUGUAUGGAGGUUCAGAUGAACUCCAGCCAGGAGGCCCAUUCCUUCGUCUCCCUCCUAGAUGGAUACUACCGACUGACUGCAGACGCCCACCACUAUCUUUCUCAUGAAGUGGCUCCCCCAAGGGUAGUGUGGAGUGAAGCAAAUCUACUGCAUGGGCCUAUGCAUGAUGACUUUGUGCUGUUGAAGCUGAAAAGGGAGGCAGCAGAGGAGAGAGCGUUCCUCGUUCGUUGGAGUGCUCUUGACUAUCACCGCAUCAUCCUAGCUGUGCUAAACAAAAAUGAGGACAGCGCAACGCCGAGCCACAAGCAGUUUCGUAUUCACGUAAAGGGUUCGAUGUUCUGUCUGGAGGGCUGGGACCGAGAAUUCUCCAGUAUGAAGGACCUCAAAGAUAGCCUCAAGUCGUUUAUUCUCAAGUCUGGUUUGGACAGCUUUAUUGUCAAAAAGUGCUGUUCGCCAAAAUCUGGAGAGGUAUCUAACCUUCUGGUGAAGAGAAGUGUCAAAGGUGUCGAUCGCCAUGCUCACGCUGACCUCUUAUCCCAAACCUACAAGACGCAUCUAAUGUUCCCCCAAAUCAAGGACAAAGAUAUCAAACAGGAGCAGCAUUUGGGUCGUGGCACCAGAACUAACAUCUACUCGGGACGUCUGCUACUGCGGGAAAGAGGGGAGAACGACGAUGACGAGUUCAACAACAACUCUCACCAAGGCAUCCAAGUGGUUCUCAAGAUUCUGGACCAAAGCCAUGAAGACAUUGCUCUGGCAUUUUUCGAAACCGCAAGUCUCAUGUGCCAGGUAUCCCACCGUCACCUGGUGUCAGUGCAUGGUGUAUCUGUCAAAGGAUCUGAAAACAUCAUGGUAGAAGAAUUUGUGGAGUUUGGGCCUUUGGAUGUUUUUCUUCGCAAAGAAAAGAGUGUGACUCCUCGGUGGAAAUUCAUUGUUGCAAAACAACUCGCCAGUGCCCUCAACUAUCUUGAGAUCAAAGGGUUGGUUCAUGGAAAUGUCUGCGCCAAGAACAUCCUGGUGGCAAGAAGUGGUUUAGAACUCAACACUACUCCUUUUGUCAAGCUGAGUGACCCAGGAAUUGCCCUGAGUGUCCUUUCACGGGAAGAGCGUCUGGAGCGUAUCCCAUGGAUUGCCCCUGAGUGCAUUGACAGUCAUGCACCCAUUGGGAAUCAUGCUGACCAGUGGAGCUUUGGUGUAACGCUGCUUGAAAUCUACAACAACGGCGAUCUUCCCUUCAGCUUCAACACGUUGUCUGAGAAAGAGCGCUUUUAUCAGCAAAAGGGCCGCUUAGCUGAGCCAUCUUCCCAGGAACUGGCCAGGUUCAUCAAUAUGUGCUUGACCUAUGAGCCGGAGGAGAGGCCGUCAUUCCGCAAGGUUCUCAGAGAACUCAUUGAGCUCAUGAGGAAAGAUUUGUUCAUUCACUCUGUUACGCCUCCCAGCGAAAUUUCCCCUAACACAGACCCCACCGUGUUCCAUAAACGCUACCUGAAAAUGUUGCGGGUCUUAGGAGAGGGUCACUUUGGGAAGGUGACUCUCUACUUGUAUGACCCUAACAAUGACGGGAAGGGAGAGAAGGUGGCGGUGAAGUCUUUGAAGCAAGAAAAUGACAAAGUGUCUGACGGCUGGAUGAAGGAGAUUGAGAUCCUGAAAUCCCUUUAUCACAGCAACAUUGUGAAAUACAAAGGCUGCUGCACAGAACUGGCAGGUCAAGUUGUGCAGCUAAUAAUGGAGUACCUUCCUCUGGGGAGUCUGAAAGACUACCUCCCCAAACGUAACCUUGGGAUGGCCCAUUGCCUUAUGUUUGCUCAGCAGAUCUGUCAGGGAAUGAAUUACUUGCACUCAAAGCGGUACGUCCAUCGAGAUUUGGCUGCCCGCAAUGUCUUGGUGGAAAACGACAGUUUGGUGAAGAUCGGAGACUUCGGCCUGACAAAGUACAUCCCUGAGGGAGAGAUCUACUACCGUGUCCGUGAGGAUGGAGAUAGUCCGGUGUUCUGGUACGCCAUCGAGUGCUUGAAGGAGAGUAAAUUUUCCUUCUCCUCUGAUAUUUGGUCCUUUGGAGUUACAUUGUAUGAGAUCCUGACCCGCUGUGACCGUCGCCAAAGCCCUCCAGACAAGUUCUUCGAAAUGAUGAAGGAAGCUCAAGGACAGAUGACCGUGGUGAUACUGAUUAAACUGCUGGAUCAAGGAUUGCGGUUACCUUGUCCCAAGGACUGCCCACACGAGGUGAAGAUUUUGAUGGAGCAGUGUUGGAGUGCAGACCCUUCAAAACGACCAGAUUUUGAGUUCCUCAUCAAAAAGUUUCAGGCUCUACGCCAAACAUACAACUGGCAGUCCUUUUCCUAGGCUCAGAUUCGCUGAUGAGGACCGUGUGGAGAUCCAUUUGACGACAAGUCAUCGCUUUGCAACUAUAUAUUAAGGGGAAGCCAGUAAUGUGAUUCUUGCCUCUAUUAAGAGAGAUAUAUUUACAGCCUUUCCAGAAUAAAAGCACACUGCUAUCCUCUUAUAUGUAAUGCUAACAUAGUAAUAAACUCAGUCGGUGUGUCUUUUUCUUCCUUACCCAUGAGUUGAAUUUCAUGGGGGGGGGGCUUCAUGUUUGUCAAAUGUUAAAGGUUUGCCUACAUCACGGUGAGUAUUAAGAGUUUGUGUAAGGUUGAGGGAUUACUGUAUCUCAUUUUGUUUAGUUAUUGUACAUUUCUUGAGUGUGUUUAAUUUUGUAAACUUUAAAUGAUGAAUGAAUUCAGAAUCUAAUAAACCAUUUUUCACAAGCUUUUAUUAAAGCCUAAAAUAGACUGAUGAA
Messenger RNA from Archocentrus centrarchus (flier cichlid), 4055 nucleotides. It is a transcript of the gene tyk2, whose product is annotated as tyrosine kinase 2. Gene Ontology annotation, molecular function: growth hormone receptor binding; non-membrane spanning protein tyrosine kinase activity; ATP binding. Gene Ontology annotation, biological process: intracellular signal transduction; cytokine-mediated signaling pathway; protein phosphorylation. Gene Ontology annotation, cellular component: cytoskeleton; membrane; cytosol. NCBI's taxonomy places the organism in Eukaryota, Metazoa, Chordata, Actinopteri, Cichliformes, Cichlidae. The transcript has 24 exons. The coding region runs from base 71 to 3601 and encodes 1176 amino acids. The record is from RefSeq and is a predicted model, not a curated record.